Molecule: messenger RNA, 777 nt
Organism: Callorhinchus milii (elephant shark)
Lineage: Eukaryota; Metazoa; Chordata; Chondrichthyes; Chimaeriformes; Callorhinchidae
Gene: rpl22
Product: ribosomal protein L22
Exons: 5
Coding region: 75-710 (211 amino acids)
Biological process (GO): C-terminal protein methylation; cytoplasmic translation
Cellular component (GO): membrane; ribosome
Molecular function (GO): RNA binding; protein C-terminal S-isoprenylcysteine carboxyl O-methyltransferase activity; structural constituent of ribosome
Source: RefSeq, a predicted model, not a curated record
CCAUCAUUAACCCCCAGUCCCUCUCCCUCGACUCGUUUCUGCUGAACCACAGCCUGGAGUACAAACUGGCGGCCAUGUCUUCCUGGGUGGAGUUCACGAUCGAAAAGCUCUUCUUCCCAGAGCUGAAGCAGCUGAGGUGGUUGAGCUGCCUGGGCCUGGCGAUGGUGCUGGUGGGAGAGACGCUGAGGAAAGUGGCCAUGCUGACUGCCGGCUCCAACUUCAACCACAUUGUGCAGAACGAGAAGUCAGAAAGCCACCAGCUCGUCACCUCCGGGGUCUAUGCCUGGUUCCGGCACCCCUCCUACGUGGGCUGGUUUUACUGGAGCAUCGGCACUCAGAGGAAAAUGCAGCCAAAGACUGGCAAAAAGAAGAAACCCGCUCUGAAAUUUACGGUGGAUUGUACACAUCCCGUGGAAGAUGGUAUUAUGGAUUCAUGUAACUUUGAGCAGUUCCUUCAGGAGCGAAUCAAAGUGAACGGCAAGGCCGGGAACCUGGGCGGGGCCGUGACCAUCGAGAGAAAUAAAAGCAAGAUCACGGUGACCUCAGAGGUCCCCUUCUCUAAGAGGUAUCUGAAAUAUCUCACUAAGAAGUACCUCAAGAAGAACAACCUGCGAGACUGGCUGCGUGUGGUGGCGAACAGCAAGGAGAGCUACGAGCUGCGAUACUUCCAGAUCAACCAGGACGAGGAGGAGGAGGAGGACGAGGAUUGAUCAGGGCGGCCUGGGGCUGAUUGAUUUGUACAAAUAGUUCCAAAUAAAAUUGUUGAAAAAAAGUAAA